Messenger RNA from Vigna unguiculata (cowpea), 4315 nucleotides. Its product is annotated as SWAP (Suppressor-of-White-APricot)/surp domain-containing protein. The record is from RefSeq and is a predicted model, not a curated record. Gene Ontology annotation, molecular function: RNA binding. Gene Ontology annotation, biological process: mRNA 5'-splice site recognition; RNA processing. Lineage: Eukaryota; Viridiplantae; Streptophyta; Magnoliopsida; Fabales; Fabaceae.
CCUUCUUUCCGCUCCCCUUCCUCCGCGCCUCAAGCGCCGCCCUCCUCAGCCCGAACCCGACCUCGAUCACCUACGCUAUCUCGAUCUCCCUUCCUCUUCUUCCGAUGAAGAACCACAAGGUAACCUAAUGUAUAAUUCUACUAUUCGUUUUGCUUUCUAGUUCCUUCUAUUUGAUAUUAUCUAAAUACGGUUUCCUUUUGAUUUGUACUGUAUUAGUUGUUGAGUUUUUUUUUUUUCUCAACGAGAAGCUCUCAAAAGUAUAUGACUGGUAGUUUUAUUUUGAUGAUGUUUUCUUCGAGCUUAUUUUAUGUUCUGUUGCUGGAGAGAAAUUGUGGUUCUCAUUCGUUAGAGGCUAUAGUGAGAAAAAAAGUCAAUCAAAUGCAAGUUGGUGGAAGUCCUUAGAAAACCUUAGAUUGAAAUUUUGGUUUUCCAUAGAGCUCAUGGUUUAAGAUAAAGCUUUUUGGUUUUUGAGGGCUUUAGCUAGAAUGUUUCCUUGCCUGCAUAGCUUUGUACCUUCUAUUGUAGUACCGAGGUUUUUAAAUUUUGUGUUGUGACAUAUUGGAUUGUAGGCUAUAAAGUACCAUACUUCAAUUUGCUUUACUCAAAUACCGAUAGUCUUGUCUAUUUAAUCUGAUAGGUAUCGAUGAAGUAUCCAACCUAUUAAAUAUCAAUAAUUCAUUUUUUUCCAUAGAUACUUAUGCUUUUGGAUACUUCUUGGAUUUGUAUAAUCUUUAAACCAUUUUAUGAAAAUCCACUGCAGCUAUAUGAAACAUAUAAGUAUGCACAGUAAUAUACAAACAUAAAAAAUAUUAUCAAAAACAUAAUUUUUUCUAUAUAAAAGGAAUGAGAUAUAUGAAAUACUGAAUUUGACUUUGACAUCGAUAUGGCCAACAAUGGUUUAUAAUUUAUUUAUUUAUUUUAGUAAUAUCCCAAACGUAUAUUUUUAAAUUGGAUUUGCUGAAUUGUAAUUAUAUAUAUACUGUCUUGAAUUUUACACUACUCCAGAAAAUGUAUCUUCUUAAGUAUGUCGCAUCUUAUUUAUUUAAGAAUAGUUGUUUCGCCGAAUGUUUACAUAUCUGAUAUGCAUAUAGUAUCUAAAAUAUGUUUUAAACAAAUAAGGUAUAAGUUUUUCAAUCUGUUAUCAUCUUUCAGACACAUUGAUAUAUUUGGUUGGACAUGGCAUUUAGUUGAGGCAACUAGGUGAUGGUGCAUUGUUGGCUACAAGUCAAAUGUUUUUCAGUCGAUGUUGGAAACUUGGAACAAGAUUUUAUUUUCCAACUUCCACCUGAGACUAUGUUGAGUGUUUUUAUUUUUUGUGCAACCACAAUGUCACAUUUGCAGGAUGGAAUGUAAUUUGCUACGGUUCCUGUGUCAGAAUACAAGUAAGGAUGUUUUACCUGGCUUCAAUUUACCUUUGGCUUCUUCUGUGUUGCAAUUACUGUUUUAUUUGGAUGAUAUUGUUGCUUUUUGAUAAUUAUAUUGAAUUCUGAUGUCGGAUGUCACCUUUAUGUUUGUUUAGAUAAUGGUUCAGAUCCAGUAAGUUCGGCUGGCUUUCAUGCUGUUGCCUUUUCAUAUGGAAAUACUAAUGCUUCCAUGGAGACAAAGGACGAUAAUGAUGAGUCUAGUUUUCGUCCAAACUUCCCAAUACCAGAGAGUCUACUCCAUAAUCUGAUGCUCGGAGCAUGAAUGGAGUUCUUGUGACUCAAGGUAGCCAUUCACAGGCACCUUUUUUUCCUUUUGAUGUCAUGAGAAGGGGCCGUGCAGGUGGGAUUAGGAUGAUUGAAAUUUGUUGAUUCCUUAUCUCUUGAGAGCAAAUGGGAUGAUACUUGUCUACAUAAAGUUCCUUUUCUUGAUCUUUAUCAUUAUCCAACUAUAUUUGAAGUUGUCACGUGUUUGUUUAGUAAGAUACAAGUAUCUUAAUAUUCUGCUUGGCAAGGCCCUUUCUAAGUUUAUACUUAUGCUAAUUUUGAAAUUUGAAUUUAUUGAUUAAGAAACAUUUGUUGUUUGUUGUUCUUUUCCAGCCUCCAAAUGAGAAAGUACAUCAGAUUAUUUCAAGGACUGCAAUGUUUGUCUGCAAACAUGGAAGUCAGUCAGAAAUCCUUCUUAGGGUGAAACAAGGAGAUAAUCCAACCUUCGGAUUCCUGAUGCCUGAUCAUCAUCUUCAUGCAUAUUUUAGAUUUCUUAUUGAUCACAAAGAACUUUUGAAAGCUGAUAAAGAUGAUGGCAGCUCAACUGAGGACAUCAAUAAGACUCAGGGAGGUGAUCAAAUGGGUGGUGCAUUGUCUUUGCUUGGAUCUGUCUAUGGAUCCGGAGAGGAUGAGGAUGGUACAUCUGAGAACACUUGUGACUUUGGGAAAAAAGAAUUCGGGGGAGCUAUUGAUGCUGUUAGUACUUUUACUUCUCCUGGAGUAGAGCCGGCAGAAUCUUGUUCAGAUGUGGCCAAGAAGGAUGGAAGCGUUUCUAAAAACCCAAUACCUUUGAAAGAAAAAGUUCCAGUCAUAAAGCGGAAUCAUUCUAUCAGUACUGUUAAGACUGCAACCACAGUUAAAGCAAAAUCAGGUGAUGGCUUGGAUUCAAUGUCUAAUAAUACACAGAACAAGUCGCAGACUUCUUUCCCCAGUACUGCAGCUAAGAUUGAACUGCCUGUUGUUGAACCUCCAUCUGAAUUAAAGAGAGCUAUAGAGAAGAUAGUUGAGUUCAUCCUAAAAAACGGAAAACAAUUUGAGGCUGUUCUUGAAGAACAGGAUCGUCCUCAUGGAAGGUUCCCCUUUCUUGUGCCAUCUAAUAGAUAUCAUACUUACUAUCUAAAAGUUCUUCAGACUGUUGAACAGUCUAAGUUACGAGGCAAGGGCCACCAGAAGCACAAUCCAGCAGGUCGAGCGGUGGACAAUAAUUCUGCUGUACAUGAUGAAAGUGACAAUGUUCAUGAAUCUAUGGCUUCUGAUCUACCAAAUGAUAUGGACCGAAAAGAAAAGUUCAAGAUGACUAUUGGCAAGUCAAAGAAGGAUGGUCAAGAUCCAAUUCCCAAAGACCAAGCUCAAAACACAGUUAGCAUGGAUGCAGCUGCGACAGCAGCUAUUCUUCAGGCUGCCACUAGGGGUAUUAAAAACCCUAACUUAGAACUUUUUAGCAAGACAUCAAGUGGUAGUGGUCAGGGUCUUGGAAGUGAUGGUGGGUAUUUAUCUAGCUCUGGGACUGGGAGCCUGUAUUCAUCUCAACCACAAGCUCUUGUUGAAAAUCCAAACUUGAUUGCAAAGACUAGGGCUUCUGCCCCUGUUGCCAAGGCAAUUGCGGAAAAGAUAGCUAUUGCAACAGCAGGUGAAGCGGACUCCUCCGAAGCACAUAUGACUAAAGAGCAAAAGAUUAAAGCAGAGAGAUUGAAACGAGCAAAGAUGUUCGCAGCCAUGCUAAAAAGCGGUGUUGGAGCAAGUGAAUUGCCACGAGCUUUGUCAGUGGAGCCACUUGGCUCUGGCCUUUCCGGUUCAGAUGCUGAGACUGGGAAUCUUAUGGGUAAAGAAAGGGAAGGAAGCUCCGUUCCAUUUGACGUCGAAAAUUCAGAUAAAAGUCAAAAUUCUGGGAAGCUUUCUGUUGAUAAUUCAGAUAAAAGUCAGAAGACUGAGGAGAAACUUGCUGGUGAUAAUGAACGCCGUUCAAAAAGAAAGUACCGUUCAAGACAUAGUAGACAUGAAGGGGAGGAAGAAGACGAGAAGAAAGAAGAAGACCAAGAAGAUAAAAGACGUCAUAAACGAUCAGGAAAAAGACAUCGAUCUUCACACCACAGUCGAGACAGACAUAAGCACAAGAGAAGACAAUCCUCUUCGAAAGACGGGCAUUCUUACAGGGGGAUCGAGCAUGACAGUUCCUCGGAUGAUGAACAUCAACGUUCAAGGCGUCGUCAUAACUACGAUAGUUCUUCUGAUGAAGAACACCAUAAGCGUAGACAUUCUCGCCGUUCUAGUAAACAUUAUAGUUCGUCUGAUGAUGAGCACAGGCACCGAAGCAGAAGUGUAAAGCGUGGGAGCAGAUCCCGUGGUGACAGAGAAACAGAGGUGGAGGAGGGAGAGAUAAUUAUGAAAUUGGAGAAGUCAGCGGUUGGGCGUGGUAGCAGGGAGGCAUCUGCUGGAUUAUCUAAUGCAAGGGCUUCGUCUCAAUCACCUGAUGUAACUGAUGUUCCUGAUGAGCUCAGAGCCAAAAUUCGAGCCAUGUUAAUGGCUAACUUGUAAAACUUCUGUACAUUGUAUUACUUACUCUUCUUCCUCACAACGUAGCCAUUGUUCCCUAACUUAAACUAAAUUAACAAAACCAAUUUUUAGUA